AAAAUGUAAACAAAUAGUUAAAAACCCAAAUUCAAUUUGAUCCUACUACUCUCUCCCUCUGUGUCCAUCAGCUUCCUCGAAGAGGAAGUACUGGACUUCCUCAAAGUGUACACAAAGCUCUACUACGUAGUGCCAAGAUGUGACAAGUAUAUCUGUGGAUGAAUAAAGACCAUUACAACCAGUGAUCACGUUGCCUAUUGGCGGAGAUAUAUCAAUGUGGUCCAGACGAUGAGACCCCAUUAUUAUAACUGAGUGCUAGCUGUUUGUAUCUCCAUCCUCUCUAUUGGCUAUGCAAGAGAGGUGUGUCAAAUUUGGACACCAAGCGAGGCCCACCAAUAGAUAUCCUCCUUCCUCCCCACCUGUAAACCACUUAUAGCCAUAUCCUUUGUUUGCAAGUAGCAAAAGUAGAUACUAAAAAAUGGUAGUUUCCGGCAGCCACGAGGAGGUUUCAGCCACUUACGACCGGAAAAAGGAGUUGAAGGAAUUUGAUGAUACGAAAGCUGGUGUGAAGGGACUGGUAGACGCUGGGGUGGUGAAGGUACCUCGUAUUUUCAUCCACCCACCCAAUUCCCUCCAUGAAGGGUCGUCACUUGGUUCUAUCCACAGCCACAGCCACAGCCACAGCCACAGCCAAACCCACCUCAGGUUACCGAUCAUAGACUUGGGGGACGGCAUCAUCGAUAAAGAUGUGAAUUUAAGGAAGGAAAUCGUCGAAAAAGUGUGUGAUGCAUCGGAGACGUCGGGGUUCUUCCAGGUGGUGAAUCAUGGGAUCCCUGUAACUAUUCUUGAUGAGAUGCUGGAAGGGAUUAGAAGGUUUUAUGAGCUAGACACACAGGUGAAGAAACAGUUCUAUACCCGUGACUAUGCCAAUAGAAGGGUCACAUACAAUUCCAAUUUCGAUCUCUACAGCUCUCCUGCAGCUAAUUGGAGGGACUCUAUGUAUUGUGUCAUGGGUCCUCAACCUCCCAACCCUGAAGAAUUGCCUGAGACUUGCAGAGAUAUAUUGAUGGAGUAUUCAAAUCAAGUUAAAAGAUUGGGAACUAUAUUGUUUGAGUUACUAUCAGAGGCUAUGGGGUUAAACCCUAACCGACUGAGGGAUAUGGGUUGUGAUGAGGGACAUUCCCUUGUAUGUCACUAUUAUCCUGCAUGUCCUGAGCCAGAACUGACGUUGGGCGCUACUAAGCAUGCUGACAGUGGUUUCCUCACUAUCCUUCUACAAGACCAUAUUGGUGGCCUCCAAAUUCUUCAUCAGAAGCAAUGGGUUGAUGUUCCUAUCACACCUGGAGCUCUUAUUGUCAACCUUGGGGAUCUUUUGCAGCUUAUAUCCAAUAAUAAGUUUAAAAGUGCUGAACAUCGAGUAUUGGCGCACAAAGUAGGCCCAAGACUCUCUGUCGCAUGCUUCUUCACUACAGGUUUUCAUCCAUCAACAAGGAUCUAUAGGCCUAUCGAGGAGUUGCUAUUGGAGGGAGAUCCCCCCAUCUACAGGGAAACCACCGUCUUAGAAUACCAUACACUGUACCGAGCAAAGGGAGUUGAUGGCACUUCUACAUUGGAACAUUUUAAGCUGCAAACUUCGAGUCCAGAUGAACAGAAAUAGCCAUAGCUUAAAAUUACCUCAAAAUCUCCUUGUCUACUUAUUGCUAGUAAUUAAGGUCCUAAGGGUUGGAAAACUCAAGAACUAAAGUUAUACAUAUAUAUAUAUAAAAAAAAAAAAAAGGUGAUUGCGAGAACAUGCUAGCAUCUUCCUGUGUUUAUCUCUCUUCUUAGAAAAUAUGGAUGUAAUAAUACUUGUACGUUUGAAUCAACAAUAAAGAAAAUUGUCACAUUAUCUCUUA
Messenger RNA from Macadamia integrifolia, 1835 nucleotides. Its product is annotated as 1-aminocyclopropane-1-carboxylate oxidase homolog 1-like. NCBI's taxonomy places the organism in Eukaryota, Viridiplantae, Streptophyta, Magnoliopsida, Proteales, Proteaceae. Bases 419 to 1597 code for a protein of 392 amino acids. The transcript has 4 exons. The record is from RefSeq and is a predicted model, not a curated record.